Scaptodrosophila lebanonensis is the source of this 3223-nucleotide messenger RNA. RefSeq names its product ATP-binding cassette sub-family D member (gene ABCD). The coding region runs from base 840 to 3068 and encodes 742 amino acids. The transcript is spliced from 9 exons. Gene Ontology annotation, biological process: peroxisome organization; fatty acid beta-oxidation; very long-chain fatty acid catabolic process. Gene Ontology annotation, cellular component: peroxisomal membrane. The record is from RefSeq and is a predicted model, not a curated record. Gene Ontology annotation, molecular function: ABC-type transporter activity; long-chain fatty acid transmembrane transporter activity; ATP hydrolysis activity. Lineage: Eukaryota; Metazoa; Arthropoda; Insecta; Diptera; Drosophilidae.
GAUAGAAAUACAUUCAGCAAAGUCUUUUUAAAUAUCGGGAAACGUGUGCUUAUGCUAACUUCAAAAACAACGACACAUUAAUAGAAGCAACAACUAAAACAGCCGCAGCAGAAAUAGAAACAAAUCACACAAUCAUCAAGCUACCGUGUUUACAUUUCGAUUUCGAUUCAUUUCGAUGGUCGGGCUCGACUGCCUCUGAUAAUUUGCAUGCAUCCUACAGAUACAGCAACAGACGACGACGACGACAACAAUAACAAGAAUAAAAUUAAUAAUAGCAGCAACUAUACGAGUGCGUCAUAUUGUUGUGGCUUUGGUGUUUUUACUUCAAUUGCGCGUUCGCGUUACUCUAAAUUAAUUAUUUUAUGUGUACAUUUUGCAUUGUUUUGCUUUAUUUCGCAUUCGCGUCGUGUUUGUCCACGAAUGGAGAAGUGUGGGAGCUUUUCUCGUCAAAAGUAUUUUGCAAUCGCUGGAGUGUGUAGUCACAGCAGUUGCUGUUUGACGACGAAUUAAGGUGUAAAGCGAGCAGCGGAACCAGAAGCAGAAGCUCGAUAAAGGCGAAUACAACAAAAACAACUCAAAGAACGAAACAUAAACAUCUGAAAAAUAAAGUGCGCAUAGAAUGCGAACAUAAAAACAGCUGAUCGGGCGCGACAAAAAGCUAACAGCUCCAGCUCCAGCCAAAGAAAGAGAAGGAGGAGAGUGGGAGCACAAAACGACGUGAUAAGGAAUAGCAAUAACAGCAACAGCCAUUAUGCACUUGCACUUAUAAAAUGACAAAUGCUAGAACUGAUAUCCUGCGCACUUAAUUGCUCAAUGUGAAUUAAUUUAGAUGUGCUAGAAUGGCCGUGCUAUCAAAAUAUAUAGACCGCAUAGCGGAAAAAUAUGAGCAGACCGGUCUUACAAAGCACGCGUUUAGCUACGCUCUGGUCGGGACCGCCCUUCUGGCCCUCACCAUCAAAGUCACCGUACCGUAUGUGAAAAACUUGCAAGAGGGCUCAGCGAAGAAGUCUAAAACAAAAGUCAACAAUGGGGCACUCACCCCUCUAGUGGCCAGCUCAGACUCGGAUGGGACGGAUGAGGACUUUAAGUUGGCCGAGGCAGAGAAACUUCUGGUGGCGCAGCAACUGAAGAAGAAGAACAACAAGAAUUUGCUGGAGCCCGGUCUUAACAAAGAGUUUUUGAAUCAGCUAAGUAGAUUGGUUAAAAUAAUGAUACCACAGGCGCUUUGUUAUGAGACUGGCCUGCUUAGUGUACACACAUUGUGCCUGAUAUCCCGCACAUUCCUGAGCAUUUACGUGGCCGCUCUGGAAGGUGCUAUCGUCAAGUUCAUUGUGCGCAAGGAUGUGAAACAGUUCGCCCUUGUGCUGCUCAAGUGGUUCGGAAUAGCGAUCCCAGCUACAUUUAUAAACUCGAUGAUUCGAUUUUUGGAGAGCAAGCUGGCUCUGGCCUUCCGAACACGAUUGGUGCGACAUUCGUAUCGCCUGUAUUUCAAAAAUCAAAAUUACUAUAGGGUAUCCAAUUUAGAUGGUCGCAUAGAAAACGCAGAUCACAGACUUACCGAGGACAUUUCAGUGUUUGCCAGCUCAGUGGCCCAUUUAUAUAGUAGCUUGACCAAGCCCUGCUUUGAUCUGAUGCUUAUCGGUUUGGCUCUAAUGCGGUCAUCCCAGAAAAUGAAGGCCAACAUGCUUUUAGGUCCGGCCUUAUCCGUCAGCGUUAUAUCACUGACGGCUCACAUUCUGCGCAUUGUCUCGCCAAAAUUCGGUCAGUUGGUGUCUGAAGAAGCCAACCGAUAUGGCUAUUUGAGGCACAUACACUCGCGUAUCAUUACCAAUGCCGAGGAAAUUGCUUUCUAUGGUGGUCACAAGGUGGAGAUGCAGCAGCUGCGUCAGGCCUACAAUCGGCUGGUCAAUCAAAUGAAUAAUAUUUUCACACAAAAGCUCUGGUUCGUCAUGUUGGAGCAAUUCUUUAUGAAAUACGUGUGGUCGGGCACGGGUAUGGUCAUGGUAUCCUUGCCGAUUCUAACUGGUGGUGGUGCCUCGGGCAGCUCCAGUGCCGAUGGAAAUGGCAAUGAAGAUGGGCAGGGGAACGAUUCAAGUUCGAGUGUUAGCGAACGCACACAAUAUCUGACGACUGCUCGAAAUCUUCUGAUUUCGGCAGCCGAUGCUAUAGAACGAUUGAUGUCGUCAUAUAAAGAGAUUGUAGCUCUGGCUGGGUACACUUACCGGGUAGCCGGUAUGCUAGAGGUAUUCGAGGAGACUGCACAGGGAAUUUAUAGCAAGGCAACGGUGGCUGAGAACGAUGAGAUGAAUGGCAUUAUUGAGUUCCGAGACGGCAAGCCCAUAGCCAAGGGUCGCAUUAUCUACACCGACGAUGCUGGCAAUAUGUCCAUUAGCUUGCGAGCAGUUCCAGUUGUGACGCCCAAUUGUGAUAUUGUUGUGCCAAGUCUGACCUUGUGCAUUGAGCCGGGUGUACAUGUUCUGAUAACGGGGCCCAAUGGGUGCGGCAAGUCCAGCCUGUUCCGUAUUCUGAGUGGACUGUGGCCCAUUUAUGCGGGAGAGUUGCAUAUUCCACGACCCGUCGAGGAUAAGCCGUGUAUGUUCUAUAUUCCGCAACGGCCGUAUAUGUCAAUUGGUAGUCUGUGUGAUCAGAUCAUAUAUCCCGAUACGCGGGAGGAUAUGAAGCGCAAGGGCAUAACUGACGACGAGUUGAGAAAUAUUUUGAAAAUGGUCAGCUUGGAGCACAUCGGGCAACGUGAUAGUUUCGAUGUGGUGCGCGACUGGAAGGACAUACUAUCUGGUGGUGAAAAACAGCGCAUGGCAGUUGCUCGCCUCUUCUAUCACAAACCGCGAUACGCCCUUCUCGACGAGUGCACCAGCGCUGUAUCUAUUGAUGUGGAGAGCUCGAUAUACGAAGUUGCCAAGAGCAUGGGCAUCACCUUGCUGACAAUAACUCACAGACCUACCCUAUGGAAAUUCCAUACACACAUACUGGAAUUCGAUGGACAGGGUAGCUGGAGAUUCCGAAAAAUGGACGCCAAUGAGCAGCAGAAAGAAAAGUUCCUUCACUAACUGCCGUUGAGUAUUACAUAUACGUAUAUUACAUACAUAUAUACAUACAUUACGUAUGGAGAGAGUGAAAGAAGGGGAAUUAGAAGAAUUAAGAGAGAAUGGCAAACACAAUGCUGCAUAUAAAAUGAAAAAUAUAGAACACAAAUGAAAAAUAA